This is a messenger RNA of Blepharisma stoltei, 2812 nucleotides long. The record is from the annotation of a GenBank genome assembly. Lineage: Eukaryota; Ciliophora; Heterotrichea; Heterotrichida; Blepharismidae.
AUGCCAAAAUUAACUAAAGAAGUAGUUGAUAAAGGCUUUGAAGACAGGAGGGAAGGUAGUGCAAUUGUAAUCCAAAGUAAACAAAUUUCUUCUUUAGAAGGUCUCUCAAAUCUAAUCUCAAACCCUAACUCCCCUCCUCCUUUAGUGAACAAAAUAUUUUGUUCACUCAUGAUGGAAUUUAAUUUUUUUUUUUAUAAUUUUAUAGAAUUUUUUUUAAAAUUUAAAACAAUCCUAAUUUGCAAAAAAUUAGAAUGCAAAUAUUAAUUUAAUUUGUAAAGUUUAGCAAGCUGUUUAAAAUUAAACAGAAUUAGCAAGAGAUUUCGUUAUGGCGAUUCCCAAUUAUAUUUUCUUCAUAGAUUAAAUAAUUUUUAUUCCCUCACCCAAAAAAUAGCGAAUUUCCAAUGGUUUUGUUCGCUCACUGAUGGGGGGAGUAAGCAAUUAGUCCAUCUUGAUCUCUCAUUUAAUAUGAUUCGUACAAUUCCCCCUCAUCUCGAAUUAUUUCCCUCACUUCUCUACCUUGAUUUGUCUACAAAUCUUCUUACUACCAUAGAAGGCCUAGAUAAUCUUUCUGCUUUACAAGUUUUACGUUUAUCACGCAACAGAAUUACAAAAAUUGAAAAUUUAGAAGGAAAUCGCAAUUUAAACGCCCUAGAUCUCAGCAUGAACCAAAUAUCUCGGAUAGAGCGAAUCAGCCAUUUAAGAAGCAUGAAGUUGCUUUACUUGUAUGGAAACCAGAUAUCUGCUAUAGAAGGACUUGAGGGAAUGCUUUAUUUAAAAGAGCUAAGAAUUGAACAAAACCAAAUUCCUGAUAUAAAUCAUCUAGCCUUAAUAGAUACACAAAUUGGAGAGCUUCAAGCUCAUACAAAUUCGAUAGGAAAUUUAGAUGAUGUUAUCGUAGCGGUUUCUCAUUUGCCGAAGCUGAAAAACUUGUCUUUGUAUAAUAAUCCAGUUUCUUACGAUCCUACUUACAGAUUUCGUAUCCUAAAGUUCAAAAAUAUAACUAAUACCCCUCUAUAGAUUUCGUUAUCAAACAAAAUGGAAUGAUAGUUAACCAACCAAAUCAGACCCCAUCAAAGGGACUAGCUGGAUGUCAAAAAUUAUUGGCAAAUGUGAGCAAAGUUGGCCAAUUUUUAAAAAUGGCUUUAUUAUAAUAAAAUUUAAUUUUUAUCAGAAAUAAUUGUAUACAUUUUUAAAAUUUUAUGUUUUAAUAUAUUUGAAAAAUUAUUAAAUUUAAAAAAUAAUUAUAUAUAAGAAAAAUCAUGUCAAGAUUAUAAAUUAUUAUGAGCCAUUAAUACUUUUAAAAGAGCCAUCAGCUUUCAAUACAAAUUUUAGCUUUUAUAAAUCAGUUGCUCAUAAACAAAUUGAAUUGUUCAUUUAAAAAUCUAUCCUUCAGCAAAAAAGAAACUCGACUUAUAAGUUUUUUUAAUUUUUAAGUCCAUUUCAAUUUUUAAUGAGCAAUUAAAACCUCAUAUGGAGCAAUCAGCGUUCAAUACAAUCUUUGGCUUUAUAGAUCAUUUUAUCAUAAACAAUUAUUAUUUUGUUUUUUUUAAAUUUAUCCUUCGCGAAUUACAACUUAAAUUAUAAGUCUUUAAUUUUUAAAAUCUAUUUCAAUUUUCUAAUGCACAUCUAAUGUGGCUUUUGAAUAAGGCGAAGAUUUUAAUUCGGCUUGACUAGCACUUAAAGGUCGAAGCGACUCUGGAAUUAUACUAUGAAAUUAACUUAUCGAUAUCUAAUUUUUAUAAUUCAUAAUAAUUUUAAUUUGAUAGAAAAUAAAGAAAAAAUAGGUUAGAUACUCAUAAGUGUCAGUCUAAAAGUAUCUUUAAUUCAAAAUUAAUUUUUAUACAAAGCUAUUUUAAAAACUUGCCUGCUUGCUUGUCAACUUUGCUCCAUUUUUGAUAUGUAACUUUUUAACCCUUCCUGGUAUUGAGUUCCAGCUCGUCCCUUUGAUAGAGUCUGACUUGGUUGUUCAACUUUCCAUUACAUUUUGCUCGAUAAACAAAUCUAUAUAGGGUUUAUGGGCUAUAUCGUAAACUUAGACGGGCUGCUUGUAAAAGACUAUAUUAGAGAUGUGCUAGAAGACAUGGAAGAAAACUAUGAUUUGGACCAAAUCGUUGUCAAAUCUCAGCACAGUAUAAGCGAGCUUAUAGAGCACGAGCGAGAAGUUAAAGACACAGCUAUAAAAUUAAUGAAAAUCCAAAUAGACCAGCUUGAAGACGAUUUUUUUGCGUUCAAAAGAGCAAUGGAAAUUGAACUUGAAAAACUCAACGAAUAUGCAGCUAUUAUUAGAACCAAAAAGAACUUAGGCGAAGAUGUCGCUUUAGAUGUGAUUAGAGUUAAUGAGUGGAAGCAAAGAGUUCAAGAAAUGGAAAAAGAAAGGCUGGAGAGCAUAAGGCAAAGAAAAUUAAAACUCGAAGAAGAAAAGAAAAAAUAUUUAAGGGAUAAACGAGCAAAUAUCGAUUUCACCGGAAAAUUAUAUGAAAUUGCCCAAGCAAAUCCAAAGCUCUGAAGAGAAGUAAAAGAAGAAGUUUGGAAAAAGCAGGUGGAGUUUGAAGAUCAAAAUUAUACAGUAAAGCAGACAACUGUAAGGAAAAUGAGUGACCAUAACUUUAAACAAAGCUAUGGACAAGGCGUGAGUCCAGAAAUGCAAAUAAAUAUCGCAGAAGAAGCCAUGAAAAAAAUUGAAAAUGAGCUGGGUGGCCAGUUAGCAAGAAACGCUGAAUCUCGGCUUGCCGCAACAGAAAAUCAGGCUGCUGAAAAAAUCCAACAAAAAGCCAAAGAUGCUAAAAAAUCCAAAGCGUGCUUAAUUUUUUAA